Messenger RNA from Hibiscus syriacus, 2169 nucleotides. Its product is annotated as wall-associated receptor kinase 2-like. Gene Ontology annotation, cellular component: plasma membrane. The record is from RefSeq and is a predicted model, not a curated record. The coding region runs from base 1 to 2169 and encodes 722 amino acids. Gene Ontology annotation, biological process: protein phosphorylation; cell surface receptor signaling pathway. Gene Ontology annotation, molecular function: ATP binding; protein serine/threonine kinase activity; polysaccharide binding. NCBI's taxonomy places the organism in Eukaryota, Viridiplantae, Streptophyta, Magnoliopsida, Malvales, Malvaceae. The transcript is spliced from 2 exons.
AUGGCCGCAACUGUAAUACCGGUGACAAGAACUCGAGUAUUGCACAAAAAUGGCUGCCCUUCUAAGUGUGGGAAUCUAAAUAUACCAUUCCCAUUUGGCACGAAGGAAGGCUGUUUUCUAAACGAGAACUUCCAUAUCAACUGCAGUGAAUCAGCCACCUCCUCCAUAGCCUACUUAGCAAACACUGAUUUUAUCGUCACCGAUAUCACCAUGGAAGGUCAGUUGCAGAUCUUAACCACAGUCGCUCGAGAUUGUUACGAUGCUUCCGGGGACCAAGCGAUCCCACAGACAACGUUUUUGUCUCCCUUUUCGAUUUACAAUGUCUCAAGCACCCGAAAUAAGUUCACUGCCAUCGGAUGCGACACUUACGCAUAUCUCUAUGGAUUCAUCGGAAACAAAAGUUACACUGCCGGAUGUAUGUCCAUAUGUAAUCGGUUCGAGGACUUGGUCAAUGGAUCUUGUUCGGGAUUCGGAUGUUGCCAGAUUCAGAUUCCUGAUGGACUGAAAGCUGUUUAUGUGGAAGCUUAUAGCUUUAAAAAACAUGUUAAUGUGUCGGAUUUUAACCGUUGCAGCUAUGCUUUUAUCGUUGAAGAAAGUGGAUUUCGGUUCUCUUCGGAUUAUGUUCGAUCCAUACCUCUCGAUCAGAAAUUUCCGGUGUCCCUCGAUUGGCUUGUAAGCAACGAGACAUGUGACGAAGCUGCUAAGAAUCCAUCUUACGCAUGUCAUCAGAGCGAGUGUUACGAACCUGUCAUUGGUUCGGGAUAUCUUUGCAAAUGUCCAGACGGUUUCGAUGGGAAUCCAUACCUCCCUGAAGGAUGUUUAGAUGUCGAUGAGUGCAAGAUUUGGAGCCCCUGUGACGAAAAUGCAAUAUGCUACAAUUUACCAGGAAGUUUCAACUGUCUUUGUAAAGGUGGAUAUGAAGGAGAUGGAAAAAGAUAUGGAACAGGUUGCAGUCCUAUUGAUGAACAAGGCUUUCCCUUCCUUGUCAUCGGUCUAGGUGUAAGCAUAGGCCUUUUAGUGGUCAUAUUAAGCAUUUCCUGGACAUAUUGGGGACUUUGGAAAAGAAAACUCAUCAGACAAAGAGAACAGUUCUUCCUACAAAAUGGUGGAAUUAUCUUACGACAAGAAUUUUCAAAGCUUAAAGGUCCUGUUUCAGCCAAGAUUUUCACGUCAGAAGAGCUCAAGAAGGCAACAAACAACUUCCAUGAAACUCGAAUUCUAGGCAAAGGAGGCCAAGGAACGGUUUAUAAAGGAAUACUGCAAGACCACAGAGUUGUCGCCAUUAAAAAAUCCAUGAUUGCAGAUCGCAGUCAAGUCGAACAGUUUGUUAAUGAAGUCAUUGUUCUUUCUCAGGUUAACCAUAGAAAUGUGGUUAAGCUCUUGGGAUGUUGUUUAGAGACCGAAGUCCCUUUGUUGGUUUACGAAUUUAUAUCCAAUGGUACCCUUUACCAACGCUUGCAUUGUCCGGGCAAUGCAUCUUUGUCCUGGGAAUGUCGGUUGAGAAUCGCAGCUGAAACUGCCGGAGCACUCUCGUAUUUGCACUCGGCUGCUUAUCCUCCUAUUAUACAUAGAGAUGUCAAGUCUACUAAUAUUCUUCUAGACGAGCAUUACGUUGCAAAAGUGUCAGAUUUUGGAGCUUCGAGGUUAGUUCCUUUGGAUCAAACACAGUUAACCACAUUGGUGCAAGGGACGCUUGGUUACUUAGACCCGGAGUACUUUCAAUCGAGUCAGUUGACUGAAAAGAGUGAUGUGUAUAGCUUUGGAGUUGUACUUGCAGAGUUAUUGACUGGGAGAAAGGCACUUAGUUUUCUAAUGCCGGAAGAGGAGCGGAAUCUAGCAAUGCAGUUUGUUUCUGCACUGAAGAAGGAUCGAUUAUUUGGGAUUAUAGAUCAUCAUGUGCUAGCUGAGGGGAACACUACACAGAUAAAGGAAGUUUCCAUGUUGGCAAACAGGUGCUUAAGAGUUAGAGGAGAAGAUAGGCCUUCAAUGAAGGAAGUUGCAAUGGAAUUGGACAGUCUAAGAACAAUGCUAAAGCAUCCUUGGAUGAAAAAUUAUUCGAAGGAGACCGAGUCUUUGCUCGGCGAACUUUCGGGAACUAAUUCUCAGAGUAACAAAAGCAGUCCGUCCGACUAUGACAGUAGGCAGCAAAUCGUAUUGCAUGGUCGGUAA